AAGUCAGAAGAAGAAGAAGAAGAAGGAGUUGUGUACAGCAGUGACGCGUCAGAUGGUUUGUGAACAGGUCCUGUCGAUAAUUAAGUAUCAUAAGUGGUGUGCAUUCUCGUGUAGUCGCUGUUUAAAAUGAAAUUAUGUUGCCUGUAUUGAAGCCACUGCAGAGCUAGCUGACAUUACUGCAGGAGCGCGAUAUGAACAUGGCAUCCAAAGGAAAGAAGAAAAUGGUUCUACCAACUCGACCUGACCUGCCUUCAGUGGACCAGAUCAUCGAGGACAUAAACCGAGCCGAGUCCAAUGAUCCGGUCUUCAAGUUUUUACAAAUCCCCAAUGAAGGAUUACCCACCAAUGAAGCGGAGGCCCGCUACGUGCAAAGCCGGCACUACCUGGAGCUGAACGAGAGGCUACAGGAGGCUCGCAUUGACCUAACAAGGAGAAGAGAUGAGCUCAGGAUGGUGGGGGAGUCUUUAGAACAAAGUGUGGCAGCAGUGAAGGGCAGAGCUCUCUGACUGAUCAUGUGCUCCUGGGGACUUCUUACUUCUUGGUAUUGACUUACCACAUGAAAUGGUUUAUAUGGGGACUUGAUUGUCUUUGGAAAUACUUCGGAGCCUGAGUCAGUGCACUGACGAUAUCCUGUUGCAUGUAAAGACAUUUUGAAGUCCACCAUGAACUGUAAGACAUUUCCAGCAAAUAUACCAGGCCCAAAGGCAGCUUUGGAAAAAAAACAAAAAAAAGUUGUUCAUCUUCAUGUUGUGAGGAAUUGAUAUAGAUCAGCGAUUGUGUGUGAGAACAGACAGGGUGCUCUUUGCUCAUAACUACACCACACUACACCAACAAAAACUAUCAUUACCCCAAAAAUUCCUUGUAAUUUCUUUUGCCAUUACUGCUUAUUAAUGUUGUGUAUUAACAAUACAAUGUAAUUAUCAUUAUUUUGUUUGCAGAUACCUUGAACAGUCUAAAACAUGGCUAAAUUACUGUCUACCUUAUUGCAUUCUUUGUGCCUGGUACAGUAUAAAGACUGCCUCUUCUUGACCUGGAAUAUUGCAACCUUUAAAGUGCACCUAUUAUGGUUUUUUAGAUAUGACCUUUUAUGUAGUGUGUUACAGAGCUGUUUGUGAAUGUAAAAAGUCUGCAAAAUUUUAAAAAUCAUAGUGCACGACAAACUGAGUUAUUGACUCCUAAAAGAAGGAACCGAUUCUGAACAGCUGAAACGAGUCGUUAUUAAUCCCAGACUUACUUCCUGUACUAAUCUAUGUGGGUUUGUAACAAAAAGCCCCGCCUCUGGUUUUCAUUAGCUGCUCGCUGACAGUGGUAGACCAAUCACAACAGACUGGGACAUCUGACCAAUCAGAGCAGAGUAUGCUCUCUGAAAGGAGGAGUUAAGAAUGAAUCCUUUAGAACGGAUCAUUUAACGAGUCGUUUUAGACGCUGGGGAAAAAAAGGGAAUGCUGCAGUUUCAAUUAUGAGCACAUUAAAGUGUUUUUUUUAUCUUAUAUACAUGUAGAUCUAUUGUACGAGACCUUUAAAACAAAAUUAGGCACGUUUCAAAACCAUAAUAGGUGCACUUUAAUGUCAACUGUCACACUUUAUCAAUCAGUUGUAAUGAACUCAAAUUGCAUAAUGUGCAUUCAUUAUUUCCACUCUGUGACUCAUAGUAUAGAAGAGUUCAUAACAUAGUUCUGUAAUACAUACAGAACACGUUGAAGAUCUACAGUAGCGAGGCUAAAUAUCAAAUCAAGUUCUGUUUAAAUGCUUUACAUUAAAUACAUUUGCAUACAUGGGCAGUUGAACUGAAUGGACACUGAAUAACUGAAAGGAAAUGAGAAUCUUAAACAGGAAAUUCACACUGAAGCUUAAUGUGAACAUUUAUUAUGGAAAGCAAACGUUGACCAUCAAUGUAUAAUACCGUUGGUCUCAAAUACAUUCAGAGUUUAGUGUUUGGCAAAGUAGCCGUAACAUUUCAGUGUAUAACAGUGCUGGGAGAUGGGUUUAAAGAUUUUGCUCCAACAACUAUACUCAAGAACACCAAUCGUUACCUACCUGCUUAUUUAAAUACAUUAACACUUGAACAUUUUUCACUUAUGGACCUGUGCCUCAUUUCUAUACCCCUAAUAAAUGAGAAUUCAA
Molecule: messenger RNA, 2124 nt
Organism: Ictalurus punctatus (channel catfish)
Lineage: Eukaryota; Metazoa; Chordata; Actinopteri; Siluriformes; Ictaluridae
Gene: c10h19orf25
Product: chromosome 10 C19orf25 homolog
Exons: 2
Coding region: 192-506 (104 amino acids)
Source: RefSeq, a predicted model, not a curated record